AUGCUACCGUUUUGGCUGGUUUUGGCUCUAGCUUUAUCUACGUCAGAAGCUGGUAGGUUAUAAGACUAUAAUUUCAGCAAAUCCAAAAUAUUCCAGCCAACUUAUGCCCGAAUGGUUGGACCUUCUCAACAUCGAACUCCUAUUGCUAUUAUAUCUCAAAUAAUUCAAUGACUUGGGAUCAAGCCGGCCCAUUUUGUAGUUCAAUUGGAGGAUCAAUGGUGUAUGUGUCGACAUACACGGAAAGUGUAUUUUUGAAAAAUCUGAGCUCUUAUAAUCUCCUUCAACCAUGGAUUGCGGCUCGUAGAAACACCACAAAUGGCAAUUUUUAUGAUUCAAAGGGUUAUACUAUACCAAAAUCUUAUUGGGCUACAAGUAAGCUAUUAGCUGGGGAGAAAUAUUGAAGUUUCAAAGUCUUUUAGAUGAACCUGGUGUGAAUGGAGAUUGUGCAAGUUAUCGUGGACUUGGUGCAUCUACAGGAAGGCAAGUUACACAGUGUUUCAGUUUACAACCUGCACUUUGCAAACAGCAACCAGCAUUGUGUCCAAAUCAAACACAAUAUGGGGGAGCUUAUACAAGAUCGGGAAAUAUUACAUCACCCGGAUAUCCUGUUCAAUAUUAUAAUAACUUGGAUUGUAUCUACACUAUUAAUUGUAAGAUUACUAACGCCCGCUUGCCACGUCAUAACUCAGUUCUUUCAGCUCCAAAUGGCACGUAUAUCACGCUUCAAUUCAAUCCAUUCAUCGUGGAAGAUGAUUAUGAUUGGGUUUUUGUUUACGAUGGUCCGAACACAACUUCAAAAUACUUGGGAGAACCUUACUAUUAUGGACGGAACUCGUACGAAAGUUCGAGUAAUGUGAUAACUUUCAAGUUCCAUACAGAUUCAUCAGGAACUGAUAGAGGAUGGUUAGCUUCAUGGGCGGCAAAGUGAGUAGGGAUCCUAGAAGGCCCCCCGCAUAGUUUUUUGUCUUACAGACCCGCAACACCAGCAAUUCGUGUAACUGGAACUAACGGAACUCUUCAAUCUGGCAACUAUCCAGAAAAUUACGACGCUUAUUCUGAGCAAUUGUAUUAUAUUUCAGUUGCUUAUGGUUUCCAAAUCAAUUUGACUAUCACUGAUUUCAACACUGAAACAAAUUAUGAUGUUUUGCAAGUGUAUAACGCAUCAUAUAUCUCAACCUCUACUCUAGUUGCCAAGUGAGUUACCCUAACUUUUCAUAAUAUCUUAUGAUUUUUUUCUAGCUUGUCUGGAAGCUCUGUUGCUCCCUGGAACAUUCUAUCACCCUCCAAUUAUUUGACACUGAAAUUCACUUCUGAUGGAUAUUUACAAAAGAAAGGAUGGUUUGCGAAUUGGUUUAUUCAAUAA
Caenorhabditis angaria is the source of this 1363-nucleotide messenger RNA. NCBI's taxonomy places the organism in Eukaryota, Metazoa, Nematoda, Chromadorea, Rhabditida, Rhabditidae. The record is from the annotation of a GenBank genome assembly.